Debaryomyces tyrocola is the source of this 2181-nucleotide messenger RNA. The record is from the annotation of a GenBank genome assembly. NCBI's taxonomy places the organism in Eukaryota, Fungi, Ascomycota, Pichiomycetes, Serinales, Debaryomycetaceae.
AUGACUAGAAAUAUCGAAAAGGAGCCAUUGUUGCUGAUUGAUAAGAGGGAUAUUGUAUCUCAGAGCGAGUUUUCAACUACAUGUCCAUCAUUUACACUGCUCUUAUCUAAGUCGUUCAUGAGGUUUCCACAAUUAACCAAAAUGAGUCUGAUGACAACAGAAGAGAUCGACAGUGAGAGUGAUUCAGAUGAUGAUACAAAUCUACCAGAUUUGCCGUAUGUUGCAAAUCCAGUUCUGUUGGGUGGAUCGAUUAUGUCCGCUGGUGAAAAACUACGUCAAUUGAGAAUAUUGAUGAAGGAACAUGGAAUUGGGGUUUAUAUUAUCCCAUCAGAAGAUGAGCAUCAAUCAGAGUAUACUGCGGAAGCAGACAUGAGAAGGCAGUAUAUAUCUGGGUUUACAGGGAGCGCAGGGUUAUGUGUCGUGACACUUGAUGAUGAUAAGAAUCUCACUGGAAAAGCGGCAUUAUCUACAGAUGGAAGGUAUUUUUUGCAGGCGGAGAAACAACUAGAUCUUAAGCAUUGGACGUUGCUAAAACAGGGAAUUGCGUCAUAUCCUACAUGGAAGCAGUUUGCUAUCCGAGAAGCUAUCGGAAAUAAAUUUAGUAAUGUUAUCUCGUGUGACCCUAGACUUAUCAGUGUUUCGGUUGGAGAAUAUUUUGAAAGAAUUCGGGUAUUACAGUAUGAAAAUAAAUUCAAUUUUAGUUUACUUCUGGAGGUAAACUUGGUUGAUGUUGUGUGGGGCAAGGAUAAGCCUACGCGGUCGUUGGAUCCAAUAUAUGUGCUUCCAUUACAGUAUUCAGGUGAAAGUACCGAGAAUAAACUAAAUAAUAUACGCAAGAUCUUGCAGUCUAAAAAGAGUACUCAUCUCGUAAUAUCUGCAUUAGAUGAAGUUGCAUGGCUAUUUAACCUAAGGGCGGAUUCGGAUAUUCCCUUCUCACCAGUGUUCUUCAGUUAUGCUUUAGUCACCUUGGAAUCGGUUAUUUUGUAUAUCGACAAGACAAAAAUUGAUAAUGGCGCUGUUGAACUUCAUCUGCACUUGGCACAUAUCAAAGGUUUAACUAUCAAAUCAUAUAAUGAUUUCUAUUCAGAUUUAUCUCAAUUGAAAUCAACAACGUCUCAAAGCGAUUUACUGAUUGUUUUACCAGAAAGAGCAGCUACAAAUUAUGCCUUAUAUUCCUACAUACCUCAAUCAUUUGCGAAACAGUCUGUAAAGUUUGAUUCAAUCAUUUCGAACCUAAAGCUAACAAAAAAUAAAUCAGAAUUGUUUAAUGCUAAAAUUGCUCAGUUCAAAGAUUCUCUUGCUUUUAUUUUAUUAAUCUCAUGGUUAAAACACCAAAUUAUUGACAAGCACCGUGCAAUAUCUGAAUAUGAUGCAGCAUGCAAAAUAUAUUGCAUAAGAUCAAAGCUUCCAAAUUUCAAGGGCUUAUCAUAUGAAACCAUAUCUUCAUCUGGCCCCAAUGCAGCGAUUAUACAUUAUGCACCAACGAAAGAAGAUAAUUCUAUAAUUGAUCCAUCCCAAGUAUACUUGUUGGAUUCAGGAGCUCAUUAUUUGGAGGGAACAACAGACAUUACAAGGACAUUUCUAUUUGGAAAUCCAAAGGACAAGAAUUUAGAAGAGUAUAAGAAGUAUUAUACUUUAGUUUUAAAAGGGCAUUUGGCAGUUGCAAUGGCAAAAUUUCCACCCAAUUCCAGUAGCACUGGCACUAUAUUGGAUGCCUAUUCUAGGCAACCUCUCUGGAAUGAAGGAUUAGAUUUUAACCAUGGUACAGGGCAUGGUGUUGGAAGUUUUGGUAAUGUACACGAGGGUCCUUUAUAUAUCCUGACAACUGCAGGCGGUGCUAAUAAUCUGGAUAUAUUUAAAAAAGGAGCUAUACUAACAGAUGAGCCGGGCUAUUAUGUUGAUGGGGAAUGUGGAUUUAGAAUUGAAAGUGAAUUAGAAAUAAUUGAAUCCAGUGAAAGAUUUGGGAAAACUAGAAACGGUGACAGUUUCUUAUGCUUCGGAUAUUUAACCAAGGUACCAUUCUGUCGAAAGUUAAUUUCUACAAAGCACUUAAGCUCUUCCGAAGUAAGCUGGAUAAAUGAAUAUCAUAAGAGUGUAAGAGAGGACUUUUGUAAUAAAUUAUUAGAAAUUGGUAACAAAAGGGCCUAUAAUUGGUUAUUAAAUGAAACAAAACCUUUAUAA